Molecule: messenger RNA, 420 nt
Organism: Scheffersomyces coipomensis
Lineage: Eukaryota; Fungi; Ascomycota; Pichiomycetes; Serinales; Debaryomycetaceae
Gene: DDR48
Product: DNA damage-responsive protein 48
Exons: 1
Coding region: 1-420 (139 amino acids)
Source: RefSeq, a predicted model, not a curated record
AUGGUUUUCGGAUUCGGUGACGACAAAAAAGAUCAAAACAAGGGUGGUAACUCUGACUCUUACGGUAACCAAGGUGGUAACUCUGAUUCUUAUGGUUCAGGUAACCAAGGUGGUGACUCUUAUGGUAACCAAGGUGGAAACCAAGGUGGUUUUGGUGGUUCCGGUAAUGAUGAUUCCUAUGGUAACCAAGGUGGAAACCAAGGUGGAUUUGGUGGAAACCAAGGUGGUGACUCUUAUGGUAACCAAGGUGGAAACCAAGGUGGUUUUGGUGGAAACCAAGGUGGUGAUUCUUAUGGUAAUCAAGGUGGAAACCAAGAUGAUUCCUACGGUAACCAAGGUGGAAACCAAGGUGGAUUUGGUGGAAACCAAGGUGGUGACUCUUAUGGUAACCAAGGUGGUAACAACAAUGACAACUAUUAA